GCCGACGAGUGACGGCCGGCGCCGACAGCAGCCUCCCUCCCACAGACUCACUUGUCGCUUUGUUUUCGUUUCGUGUUAUGGCAAAAUUCAUCUGACACAAUGAUGAGACGCCUUCGUUUGAGUUGUGUUUGAAAAGCUGGAACAACGGCGAGAUUAACGACCUCUGCCACAUGGUUUCACCUGGAGAGCUAUAAAAAUCCAGUGUGCAACGUGCGAUGGCACUGAACGCGGCCGUGGUGGUUUGGGAAUGGGAGAACAGGAACCUGCGCUGGAGGCCCUACAGCCCGGAGGUCACGCAGCACCUGGAAAGGGCCCACAACAAAAAGCUGACCAGGGUCAUACUGAGAGACGCCGACCCAAUGCUGGACAAGUUCUUCGUCAACCUUACCGAUAAGCUGCAGUGCUCCGAAGGAUCCAGCAUGCCACACAGGGUGCGGAGGAGUCUCUUCCUGAGUAACUCACUCGCUGGCAAAGGCGCAAAGUGGGAGUGGGAAGGAGAUGGUACAGACUGGUACAUCUACGACAUGGACGUCCAGUGCGCCAUUGAAGAGGCUUGGGCCAAGGGAAAUUCUCAUAUCAACAUUGGAAAAAUCUACCCUUGUUACCCAUACACAAUCAACUUCGAUAAGUUUACUCAGGUGCGGAAUGAUACUGGGUUUCAAAGGAAAGUGAAGCGUGUCCAGCAACCGUCUUAUCCCAUGACCAAAGUCACUGCGGAGGAAAUGCAGCAGAUCGUACAGAAUCAUCAAUACAUCACGACAGGCUUGAGGCCAACGAAGUGUACAAACAGCAAGAGCCACGCCACUGCUGGAGCCUCUUCAAGCCGCUCAAGUUCAAAUGCUUCCAGCGGCGCAGUCAAGAAGUCCUCGACCAAAAGCAGCAGCAAAUCCUCAAAAAAGAGUAGCAAGUCUGAUGGCAGCGACAAAACCACGAUGGUGAAAAAGAUGACCAGCCUGUUCAGCAGUGGCAGCAGCAAGUCGUCUGCUUCGUCGUCGUCGAACUCAAGCAGUGCCUCGGUAGUGCAGCAGCUUCCGGUCCAGCCCCCUCUGCCGCCGCUCCCUCCCCGCAGCGGAUCACUGGUCAGUUGUAUCUCCAGCAUGGACGCAAGCAUGGACAGCGUGCUGGACGCCGACUCAAGCAGCACCAAGAGCGGUCGUCGGCACAGCAUUGACACCGUGUCCACCUACCUCAGCCAGGAGUCGGGCGAGCCAACAGCCGGCUCCAGGAGGCCAAUCGACAGUGACGACGAAGUGUUCCAGGGAGUUUCUCACUAUUACAUGCCAAGGAGGCAGAGAAACUUCCCAGCAAUUCUUGGAGUGGACGAAAGUGUCAGCAAACACCUGAAGUGCACAUUUAGCACCGUCGAUGGCCAGUGCCCAGUUUGCUUGAUGGACCUGAAUGACAACAGUGAUUCAGAGGGAGUGGUAAUUUUGUGCCUUUGCCAGCAUGCCUUGCAUCUGCCUUGCCUGCAAGCCCUAAUCCAGAACCAAAGUGCCCACUCCAAGGGCAAGUAUCUGCAGUGUCCGCUCUGCAUGAUGAUCUAUGGCCAAAAGGUUGGCAACCAGCCUCUUGGCGGUUCGAUGAUCUGGAAGCAGAUCCACCACUCUCUGCCUGGCCACCAGGGCGUUUCAACCAUUCAGAUUACAUACAACUUUCAAGGCGGCACUCAGGGGCUUGAGCAUCCUUCUCCUGGCAAACCUUUCUAUGCCGUUGGCUUCCCAAGAAUAUGCUACAUUCCCGCCACUGACCUUGGAUGGAAGGUUCUGGCAUUGCUGCGCAUUGCAUUUGAUAGGCGCUUGAUUUUCACCGUUGGCCGAUCGACGACCACUGGACGGGAGGACGUCAUAGUUUGGAAUGACAUCCACCACAAGACUGAACUGAGGCAACAGGUGCACGGAUACCCUGAUCCGAAUUACCUGAAAAACACUCUGCUUGAGUUGGCAGCUCAUGGCAUUUAUGAGUCUGAUUUGCCUUAAAGAUGUGUGCCAUUGUCUAAUUUCAUUCUCUCGUUCAUUUAAUCAGGCAUCACUUGUUAUAGCGUGAAAUGUGCCUCUGGAGAUAUUUAAUUUUGCUGUGUUUAAAUUUACGGAACAGAUAAAGAAAUAACAGCUGUUGUGAGCCGUAGAAAUAUUUAAUCUUGUUGUGAAAUAUUAUUUCCUUGCUAACAGAAAAAUUUUCAGAAUCAGCAACGCUCACAGGAAUUAAUGUAUUAAGUGUACAAGAUUUUAUUCGAAAUCAUCAUCUUUUUAGAUAAAGAAAAAAAUAAGUAGUUUUCGAAAUUACGCCCUUCAUGAGAUACAAUGCUCUUGCCAUAUAUUCAUAGGUUUUUAAUGUACAUUGUACAAGCCAUUUGAUAUCAAGACAUAAUGAAUAUAAAUUUUAAACAAAUAA
Messenger RNA from Cloeon dipterum, 2391 nucleotides. It is a transcript of the gene dx, whose product is annotated as deltex. Gene Ontology annotation, molecular function: zinc ion binding; ubiquitin protein ligase activity. Gene Ontology annotation, cellular component: nucleoplasm. Lineage: Eukaryota; Metazoa; Arthropoda; Insecta; Ephemeroptera; Baetidae. The record is from RefSeq and is a predicted model, not a curated record. Gene Ontology annotation, biological process: Notch signaling pathway; protein ubiquitination. The coding region runs from base 216 to 1976 and encodes 586 amino acids. The transcript has 10 exons.